GAAAAAGUUUGAUCAUGCUUCUGCUACUUUUACUGGUGCUGUCUCUUUUGGCACUUUCGUGGAUUUAUAUAAAGUACCAUUAUGACUUCUGGGAGCGACGAGGAUUUCCGUCCGCCAAACACUCGGGAAUUCCAUUCGGUGAGAAGAAGCAGGAGAAGAGCAUGGGCAUGGCCAUUUACGAUGUCUACCGGAAGAGCAAGGAGCGCGUCCUGGGAGUUUUGGUACGAGAUGCAGAACUAGCUCUUCGAGUGCUGGCCCAGGAUUUCGCCAGCUUCCACGAUCGCGGAAUUUACGUCGAUGAGGAAAAGGAUCCCAUGUCGGCCAAUCUGUUGUCCCAGAAAGGUCAGAGUUGGCGAUCUAUGAGGCACAUGUUGUCGCCUUGUUUCACGUCAGGCAAACUGAAAGCCAUGUUCGGUACCUCCGAGGAUAUUGGUGACAAGAUGGUGGGUUAUCUCCAAAAGAAGCUGCCCAACAAGGGUUCCCAAGAGGUGGACUUGAAGGACUUGAUGCAGAACUAUGCCAUCGACAUUAUUGCCUCGACCAUCUUUGGCUUGGAAGUGAACAGCUUCGAAAACCCGGAUAACAAAUUUAGAAACUUGGUUGCAAUGGCCAAACGCACUGAUAGGUUUAAUGCCCUACUCGGCAUGUUCUUGUUUCUGGUUCCUUCCAUUGUGAAGUUCCUUGCCUUUUUCGGCUUUAAAAAUCCGAUACUUGUUGCCAUGCUGGAUAUUGUCAAGGAAAACGUUGAGUAUCGCGAAAAGCACGGAAUUGUUCGUAAGGAUAUGCUGCAGUUGCUUAUGGAGCUUAGGAACACUGGAAAGAAUGAAGAAAAUGAUGAUAAAUCCUUUAGUGUACAAAAAAAACCGGUAUUUCCAGGACACAUAAAGGCUAUAUCGUUAGAGGCCAUCACCGCCCAGGCUUUUAUAUUCUACAUAGCUGGUCAGGAGACCACUGGAUCAACCGCCGCCUUUACCAUCUAUGAGUUGGCCCAAUACCCAGAGUUGCUGAAGCGCCUGCAGGAUGAAGUGGAUGAGACUCUGGCCAAGAACGACGGAAAAAUCACCUAUGAGGCACUGCACAAAAUGGAGUAUCUGGAGCUGUGCCUGCAGGAAACUCUACGGAAAUAUCCGGGACUUCCUAUCCUGAACCGCGAGUGCACCCAGGACUACAGAGUACCCGAGACCAACCAUGUGAUCCCCAAGGGAACACCUGUGGUGAUCUCGUUGCAUGGCAUUCAUCACGACGCCGAAUACUUCCCUGAUCCUGCGAAAUAUGAUCCCGAUCGCUUCUCGGAGGAAGGUCGCAACUACAAUCGCAAAGCAUUUAUGCCCUUCGGUGAGGGUCCCAGGAUUUGCAUCGCCCAGCGAAUGGGUCGUGUUAAUGCCAAAUUGGCUGUCAUUAAAUUGCUCCAACAUUUCAACGUCGAGGUGAUGAGCAAACGUCAAGUGGAGUUCGAGUCUAGCGGUAUACCGCUUCUCCCCAAGGAUGGAAUCCGAGUGCGUUUGUCCAAGAGAUAA
This is a messenger RNA of Drosophila takahashii, 1517 nucleotides long. Lineage: Eukaryota; Metazoa; Arthropoda; Insecta; Diptera; Drosophilidae. The record is from RefSeq and is a predicted model, not a curated record.